GCAUUGCAUUCUGGUUCUUGUUGUCCGUUUUGAUCAUUCUCUAUUGUCAUUGUCAUCUUCAUAGCUGCCGAGCUCGCCCUCUGCGCCGUUAUGUCGUCUUUGGGCAGCACUGCCUCACAGACAGCUGAAAAUGGAAACGGAGGAAACAAGAGAACUCCGUGUCCGUUGCACGGCUGCACGCGGGUCUACGCAGAGGUGGGCGCUCUGGAGAGCCACAUCAAGGACCACGAGCUCUCAGCUCAGUCACUUCCUGGAAAGGUCUUGCUCUGCUCCUCGGUCGGCUGCAGUGGUUCCUUCCCCAACAUGCAGAAACUCAUGGAGCAUAUGAGGCAUCAUCACAAACCCAACAUAUUCUUCCUGUGUGAGAGCUGUCGCACAAAGCUGCGAUCCUACCGAGGCCUCCUGACUCACCUGCACACUUGUUCCAAAGUGCCACGGGGGAAGACAAAGCAGACUGAACCGGCGCCCCCUCCGCCUGCUGCUGUGACCAACCAAAACAUCACCCCCACGGCCAUGGACCAGGACCCCCCACGGCUGGACUCAAUGUCUACACCCCAGCAACUACCCUCUCAAAUCCCAAACCCAGACGGUUCCUUCCCUGCCGAUGUUCCUCAGCCAGACUCUGCUGCCCCUCCUCUCCUCGGCCCCCCGUUCUUGUCUGACCUGACCCCCCCUCCCCAGCUUGCUCCUCAACAGCUCACAGAGGCAGCUCCCCAGCUUCAGCUCAGCAAUGAAGCCUCUGAUCUGCCUCCAUCUCUGAACCUGGAUGGCCCAGCAGGAGCUCCUGUCCUCCCCGAGGGCCAAGGUGAGCACCAGACCCAGAUCAGGUCUCCUCAGUCUGUCCACCCUGCUCCAGUAUUGGGUCCUUCUGCUCCAGGUUCCUCAGCUGUCUGGAAGAAGAAUCAAGGUAUGGCCUGCAACAGACGCAUCCUUUGGGAGCACACUAAAGGGCGCUACACAUGUAUCCAGUGUGGCUACACAGUAACCAACCGUAAGGACAUGACUCAACACAUCAACACUCAACACAGCGGCAACAAACCUGCAGAAGACACAGGAAGCUCGGCCACUAGCUCAUAGUGUGGGAGCAGGAGCACUCAUUUACUGAACAAGAUGCAUUUUAGAAGCAUAGUCCUCAGGAUUUCAUCUGUUGUUUCUGUCAGGGGUUUAACCAAAUACUGAGCGAUGGUUCAUGUGGAACACCUUUACUCUGGGUGAAGUGCAGAGCAGUGAGUGAGCAAUGUGUUUUUGCAUAUUGCUCCCAGGCACACGUACAAAGACUUUUCAUUAAAUAUCAGACAAUUUGGACAAGUGUGUGUAUAGAAUGAUUUUGUGUCCAACAAACCUUUGUUCUGUAGACAUGUCUGAUUGUGACCUUGCCUGAACGUUUGUGAUACCUUAAUAAAUUAAUGACUAGUUA
Messenger RNA from Micropterus salmoides (largemouth bass), 1417 nucleotides. It is a transcript of the gene znf414, whose product is annotated as zinc finger protein 414. The record is from RefSeq and is a predicted model, not a curated record. Bases 91 to 1077 code for a protein of 328 amino acids. The transcript is spliced from 5 exons. NCBI's taxonomy places the organism in Eukaryota, Metazoa, Chordata, Actinopteri, Centrarchiformes, Centrarchidae.